AUGUUUCCAAUCGCCAUCCCGAUCAUUAUUAUCAGUUCAGUUUCUCUCUCCUUUGCUGAACUUCCGUCUUGUUCCCACGGUUGGAUACGCAAUGGGUCUUCCUGUUACACCUUCAUCAGUGACGUACAAAUGGACUGGGCGGAAGCAAUGUUAUUCUGUAAAUCACUUAAAGCAAACCUUGUUGAAAUAGAAACGGAGAGCGAAAAUGAGUACCUUCGUCAACAUUUACUGGGAAUUGGGUCAAAAGGUAAUUUUUGGAUCGGUCUGAAUGAUAUCUUAGUAGAAGGGGAAUGGGUGUGGAUGUCUACCCAACAAACGCCCUCGUAUACAGAUUGGGCCCCCGGACAACCAGACAACUAUCAACAACAUGAAGACUGUGCAUUUCUCUGGCAGGCUACCACACUGCACUGGGACGAUGUAGACUGUUCUACUAAAUUCAGUUUCAUCUGUGAGAAAACAUUUACUGACCAUGGUAUUGAGAUAUUCGGCUAGCAUAUCUGCCUUACAUUGUAACUUUCUAUGACG
Messenger RNA from Saccostrea cuccullata (small rock oyster), 525 nucleotides. RefSeq names its product perlucin-like. Gene Ontology annotation, molecular function: signaling receptor activity. The transcript is spliced from 5 exons. The record is from RefSeq and is a predicted model, not a curated record. The coding region runs from base 1 to 492 and encodes 163 amino acids. Lineage: Eukaryota; Metazoa; Mollusca; Bivalvia; Ostreida; Ostreidae.